CUCCUCACAUCACCACUGAUUUCUGGACCAUGGAACUAGAGAGAGCAGGCGGGCUGGCGAUUCACAUCAUUCUAUCAAAACUCGAGCCUGAGAAUGUAGCCACGAUGGCCUGCGUUAACCGGAGGUUUAGAAACUGGGUAUUCGAGGACGACUCCCUCUGGUCUAAAUUCUGCUCCGAGGAACUCGGAUUGUCUUCACCUCAGGACCCACUGGGCAAUCCUACCUCUUCCUUCAGGGUCUCUUAUCAAACAUGGAGAGAAGAUUUCAAUAUGUACCCAUGGUCCUUGGUUAUAAGAGCCAAUAGAUGUUGGAGUAGGAUAAGAGGCUGGAUAGAAGUUAAUUUACCUGAGGUUUUGCCUACCUUACGUAAAGGUGCAUCUGAGGACCAAAUAAAGCACUUGGAGGAGUGUUUAAAAGUGAAAUUGCCUCUUCCCACAAGGGUCCUAUACCGGCUUUGUGAUGGUCAGGAAACAAGUAAAGUGGUCAAUGAAAGCACAAACGGACAUAUAAACUUGUUGGGCUUGAUUGGUGGAUACUCUUUCUAUGGCCAUCUAGUGAAUGUUUCCUUGUUUCCUUUAUGUAAAGUCAUAACUGAAUCUAAGGAUAAUACACGUUAUUUGGGAAACGGCAAUAGACUGAAGUCACUGAGCUAUAUUGCUGUAGCAUCUUCUACUGUGGGUGUUGAAAAAGCUUUUUACUUGAAAUGUUCAACUGGGCAACUCUAUGUGGGUGCAUGGAAUUCAUAUACUGAUGGAGAAAUGUUUCCUUGUGUACCACACUCUUUAUUGGGUUCUGUGCAUGAUAAAAUGUGCAGCCAACAACAAGAUGCAAUGUUACUAUGGCUAGAAGAAUAUGGUCGACUUUUAGAAAAUGGAAUUGUGAAGGUUAGAACAGAAGGAAACAUUAGAAGCAUCAGUCUUUAUCCAGAACAACCUCCACUUUGUUCCGAGACUGUGACAAAUGGUGUUAAGGUUCGUGCAUCUGCUGUGUUUGUCCCAGAGUCCUGCAGCCUUCACCAUGAUUCUGAGAAAUAUACUUUUGCAUAUUCUAUCCGCAUGUCUCUUUCACCUAAAGGAUGCAACAUAGAUGGAAUGAAGUUUAGUUCUUGCCAGUUGUACAAGAGACAUUGGAUCAUCCGUGCCAAUGAUGAUAUUACACAUGAUGUUAGUGGAGAAGCAGUUGUCGGAAAGUAUCCACUCCUACUACCUGGUGAGGAAGAAUUUGUAUACGAGAGCUGCACAACUCUAUCAUCUUCAUCAGGUUCAAUAGAAGGUCACUUCACUUUUGUUCCUGGGCGCUUAGCAGAACCAGAAGGCACUCCAUUUGAAGUCGAAGUGGCUAGAUUUCCGCUUCAGUUGCCAGACUACAUAUUCUAAUUGCAAAUUCUGGGAACAAACCAUAUUUCACGAUGGAGCGUGGUAGACAUUCUGUAGAUGUGGGUAAUCUCCAACGCAACCGCAAGAGGGAGAUUGCAUCGACUCGAUCUACUUCACGCAAAGGCAAAGGUAAAGCGCGGGCCGAGUCUUCUUUUCAAAGUCGAGAUGAUUUUGAAACGGAUUACCAACGGCGAAAUGGUAUGAUGAUGUCCGACGAGGAACUACAACACCUAUUGUCCCAAAAUGAUCCACGUUUUGCACAAGAACAACAAUUCCCGACAACCAUCGAUGAAGAGGAGCUCGAGGAUGACGAUGGGGAGGAGGACUCGGGGGGCGACGGGACUCCGGAUGAUGAGCAAGAGGACGAGGGCCCUUCAACGACUACAACCCAAAUUGGUAAGAAAUCUAAAUCUCCUAUUAUUGAAAACAAUUAUACAAAAAGGAAAGACGAAAAACCGAAAAAUGGUACGCAAGUUGCAAUCAUUGCAAGAAAGAGUUUAGCUUGGGAAUUUCUGGCGGAUACGGGAGUCUCAAAAGACAUCUUAAGUCCGCCCACUUUGUGGAGUAUGCGAAAAUAGACAAAGGAAAGGGGAAGCAAACACAAAUAUCAAGGUUUGCAAAUUCUCAACCCUUUGGUAAUUUUUCCUAUGAUGAUAAAAAACAUUUGACUAUUAUGUCUCAUUUAAUUGUUGAAGAAAAUUUACCCUUUAUUUUUUCCGAAAGUCUUGCUUUAAGAGAUUAUGCUCAAGGUACUUUAAAUCCUCAAUUUAGAAAUUAUAGUCGCAAAACGAUUAAAAAAGAAGUUAUAAGGCAAUAUAACUUGAAAAAAGAAAAAUUACAAAUAUUUUUCGCAAACUUUGAUGGACGUGUUAGUAUUUGUAGCGAUAUAUGGGAGGAUACUUAUCAUCAUUUAUAUUAUUUGGGUCUAACUGCACAUUAUAUUAAUGAUGAUUGGAAUAUGCAUAAACGUGUUCUUGCUUUUCGUGAAUUCAAUGAUCGUCACACUGCUGAUAAUAUUUAUAUUCUCAUUGAACGUAUUUUAAUUGAGUAUAAUUUGAUUGAUAAGGUGUUUGUUGUAGGUUUUGAUAAUGCUAGUAAUAAUACUGCUGCUAUACCUAGAUUACGUGAAUUGUGUGGUGCUUCUACAUUGAUGGGUAGAUUUUUUCAUCAACGUUGUGCAUGUCAUAUUCUAAAUUUGUGUGUACAAGAUGGCUUAGCGGCAUUAGGAAAUGCUUUGGAGGUAGUCAAGGGGGGAAUUAAAUUGAUUUGGGCUAACACUCCACUAAAAAUGCAAUGGCGGCAAUAUUUGAAGGAUAGACGUGUGAAUUAUUGUGCUUUUCCUAAAGAUUUGUCUAUUCGUUGGAAUAGUACUUAUAAUUUAAUUCAAGUACUUGUUAGAUAUAAAGAUCAUUUUCCAGCUUUUUUAAGACAAACUUGUAACUAUAUUAUAAACCCGGCUGACAUCGACACUUGUGAAAAAAUUGUUAAUGUUUUGGCAUAUUUUAAUAACGCAACUCUAACUUUUAGUCAUGUUUAUAAACCUACCGCAAACGAAUUUUUUGUUGAAGCUGUUAAUCUCGCCGGCGCUUUUUGUGAAUUUUUCGACGCCACUUACGUUAGUUAUUUUUGUGAUUUCAUGAAACAAAAGUUUUUAAAAUAUUAUUCACAUAUUCCGCAUAUAUAUGGUAUUGCAUUUGUUCUUGAUCCUCGUUAUAAACUUCCUUACUUGGCAAAUUGUAUAGAUUACUAUUAUGCUUCUUUUUUUCCAACUCAAGAGUUCGAUGAUAAUCUCAUCGACCCUAAACAAGAAUUCAACGAGGUUAGUAAUUUAUUUCAUCAAUUGUAUAAUGAAUUUCAUGCACAAUAUGGUAAUGCACCCCCUCCCAUGCAACGAACAUCUUCUUCAUCUAAAGGAAAAUCACUUUUAAAAUCCGCUUUUGGUUCUCUUUUGAAAAAAAGUAGAGCAACUCCCGCUACUGAACAAAGCUCAGGUAACGAGCUUUCUUUGUAUCUAACAUUGAAUGUUGAUUAUGAAGUUGGUGAUGACUUUGACGUUCUUAAGUGGUGGAAGGAAAAUGAAAGAACAUUCCCGAUUUUAUCAAAGAUGGCUAAGCAAGUACUAGCAAUGCCGAUAUCAACCGUUGCCGUGGAACAAGAAUUCAGUGCGGCCGACAACGUCCUAACCGAUUAUAGAACGAGGUUGAGCCCGAGCUCUCUUGAGACACUAGUUUGCUUUCACGAUUGGUUGAAGGCCCAACGAAGAACUCAAGAAAUUACCAUCACUCCCUCCCGCCACUUUAUGGAGGAAACAACCGAAGGCGGAGAGUCCGAUUGAUUUUUUAUUACAAAAUGUAUUACAUUUUUUAAAUUCAUCCUAAUUCUCAAUUGUACUUCUUAUUUGAAAUAAAUAUACUUCAAUUCAAAUAUAAUAUAUUGUAAUUGUAAUAAGAAUU
Messenger RNA from Cuscuta europaea, 3829 nucleotides. The record is from the annotation of a GenBank genome assembly. Lineage: Eukaryota; Viridiplantae; Streptophyta; Magnoliopsida; Solanales; Convolvulaceae.